GGGCGGGCGGCCCGGGCCCGGACAUAAGAUGGCGGCGGCGUUGCUGGGGCGGCGGCGGCGGCGGUUGCGGCUGUCGCGGAGCGCGGGCGGUGCGCGGCUCUGCCCGGGCUCGCAGGGUGGAUAGAGCGGGGCCGGCGCGGCGGAGCGGGGCCGCCAUGGGCUCCCAGGUGCUGCAGAUCCUGCGCCAGGGCGUGUGGGCGGCGCUGAGCGGCGGCUGGUACCAGGACCCGCACCAGGGCGCGGGGGUCAACGCGCUGCACCUCUACCUGUGGCUCUUCCUGCUCGGCUUCCCCUUCACCCUGUACAUGGCUCUUCCUUCUUCCAUGAUGAUAGUAGCUGUCUACUGCCCAGUGAUAGCAGCUCUCUUUAUCGUUUUGAAGAUGGUGAAUUACCGUUUGCACAGGGCACUGGAUGAGGGAGAAAUUGUGGAGAGGAAUGCCAGUGAGCAUAUGGACAGAGGUGCAAAAACAGAACAAAGCAAUGUUUCAGCCAAGAGGAAAGACAGCAAUGGGCCCAGUGACCCUGGUGGAGGGAUUGAGAUGUCAGAGUUCAUACGAGAAGCAACUCCCCCUGUUGGCUGUAGUUCACGCAAUUCUUAUGCUGGGAUAGAUCCAAACAACCAGGUUGGAUCUGGAUUAUCUCGUCUGGGAACAGCAGCAACCAUCAAAGGUGAUACUGACACUGCCAAGACCUCUGAUGAUAUCAGUUUGAGUCUUGGCCAGAGUUCUAGCCUGUGUAAAGAAGGGAGUGAAGAACAAGAUUUGGCAACUGAUCGGAAGCUUUUUCGUCUGGUGUCGAACGACUCGUUUGUCUCCAUCCAACCUUCAUUGUCCUCUGGACAGGAUUUGCCAAGGGACAGCAGUGACAAAGUGUGCCUCUCGAACAACCAGCUUGUGGACCAGUCUAAAAACAGUACAUGUGACACAGAAGUAGCUUCACUGGUAACUCUGCAUUCUCAUUCCUAUAGAAAGGAUCACAGACCACGAGGUGUACCAAGGACUUCUAGCUCUGCUGUUGCUUUUCCAGAUGCUUCACUAAAUGACUUCCCCCUUUAUCAGCAAAAACGAGGACUGGAUCCUGUCAGUGAGUUAGAAGCUUCCAAGCCCCCUUCUGGAUCCCGAGAGUCUUUGGGUGAGAACUCUUGCAUUUCAGGAGUUUUUCAAUUAGAUGACAUUCUGAAAAGUAGCAGCCCUCAACCAUUGACUAAGAGUGGGAAGAGCAAAUCCUUGAAAGCAGACAAAAGCAUGGACAGUCUGAGAAGCCUGAGUACUAGAAGCAGUGGUUCAACAGAAAGCUACUGCAGCGGGACUGAUCGUGACACUAACAGUACCAUCAGUAGCUAUAAAAGUGAACAUACUAGCUCAACACAUAUAGAAAGUGUCUUGUCAGAGCACGAGGAGGAGUCUCCUAGAGAAGAGAAACAGGAUGGUAAGAAAAAAGACUGUGAUGUCGACUCAGAGGAUGACAGUAGUUCUACUACUGACAAAAGGACUAGUAGCGAAAGGACUGCUGUGGAAGUGAGCCCUCUGGGUGGUGUUCAAGAGGGAAAGGGUUCUAAUGCAUCCGACGAGAUGCACAGCCAGAAAGGUCUUGGUGCCUCUGCUUCAGAAGAGGCCAAUAAGAACCCACAUGCCAAUGAAUUGACUACACAAGCUGACAGGCCGCAUGGGAAGGCUGCUGAGCAGAGAGAUGAGCAGAGUGAGAAACUAGCUGUGUUAGUAGAUUUGAGAGCUUCUAAAGAAACUAGUGGAAAACAAAAAGAAGGAGAUGUUCGACCAAAAUCUUCUAGUUUAAUACAUCGAACAGCCUCUACCCACAAGUCCAGCCGGAGAAGGACAGGAAAAAAGCGGGCUAGUAGUUUUGAUUCAAGUCGGCACAGGGAAUAUGUUUCCUUCCGAGGUGUAUCUGGUACUAAACCCCACAGUGCUGUGUUUUGUCAUGAUGAGGACUCCAGUGAUCAAAGUGACUUGAGCAGGACGUCAAGCAUGCAGUCAGCUCACCAGUUCAGCAGUGAUAGCUCUUCCAGCACCACCUCCCAUUCAUGCCAGUCUCCUGAGGGAAAAUACAGUGCUUUAAAGACCAAAUACGUUUCUAAAGACCGUGGGGGCAUAGACUCUGAAAAUGCUCACAAAACCCAUGUAAGCUCUGAAGGAAUUAGCAAAAAAAGAUCUACACGACGGACUUCUAGCACAAACAGUGCCAAGAAUCGUGCCAGAGUGUUAAGCCUGGACAGUGGUACUGUAGCUUGUUUAAAUGACCCAAAUAGUUUAAUGGCACCAGGUAACAUAAAACAGUUAACCACUUCAAAAUCUGAUUUGGAAGCCAAAGAAGGAGAGGUGCUAGAUGAGCUAUCUCUGUUGGGAAGGGCUUCCCACUUAGAGUCAGUCACUCGUUCUAGGAAUAGCUUACCAAGCCAGGCUACAUUUCCUGAAGGGGAAGACCAAGAAUCAGCAAGUGGAGCAGCACAAGCCAGCGAGGAGACUGUCACAUUUCGCCGUGAACGCAGCACAUUUAGGCGUCAGGCAGUACGACGCCGGCACAAUGCAGGGAGUAACCCUACCCCUCCUACAUUGCUCAUCGGAUCACCCCUCAGCCUUGAAGAUGGUCAACAAGGCCAGCAGUGCUCCUCCCAGGUCAGAGUGCAGUCCCGCCCCCCUUCCCAGGCAGCUGUGCCCGGCGCUAGCGCCUCCUUGCUGGUGAGAAAUGGGAGUGUCCACUUAGAAGCAUCACAUGCCACUGCAUCUGCUGUAGGCGGUAGCAGUUUGCACGAUGAACUUGGUAAGUUCAGUUCUACGCUCUACGAGACAGGGGGCUGCGACAUGUCACUUGUGAACUUUGAGCCAGCUGCAAGAAGAGCAUCCAACAUCUGUGACACGGACUCUCACGUAUCGAGUUCUACCUCAGUUCGCUUUUAUCCACAUGAUCUACUUUCUCUUCCUCAGAUCAGGUUGAACAGGCUGCUGACCAUGGAUACAGAUCUGCUGGAGCAGCAAGAUAUUGACCUGAGCCCUGACCUUCAGGACCACAUGCAACCUCAAGAGGAAGCAGCUCAAAAAGUCAAGCAGUACUAUCGCUUUUGGAUCCUGCCUAAACUUUGGAUUAGCAUCAAUUUUGAUAGAUUAACUCUUCUGGCUUUAUUUGAUAGGAAUCGUGAGAUCCUUGAAAACGUACUAGCUGUCAUCCUAGCUAUUCUAGUUGCAUUUCUGGGCUCUGUACUUCUUAUAGAGGGCUUUUUCAAGGAUAUUUGGGUCUUCCAGUUCUGCCUGGUAAUAGCCAGUUGCCAGUACUCACUGUUGAAGAGCGUUCAGCCAGAUUCUUCUUCCCCUCGACAUGGUCACAAUCGUAUCAUAGCCUAUAGUAGGCCUGUAUAUUUCUGUUUGUGUUGUGGUCUGAUUUGGCUGUUGGAUUAUGGCAGCAGAAACAUAUCUACAACAAGAUUCAGGUUGUAUGGAAUGGCUUUCACCAACCCAUUGCUGCUGCUGUCAGCCAGGGACUUAGUUAUAGUGUUUACACUAUGUUUCCCUAUAGUAUUCUUCAUUGGUCUCCUGCCUCAGGUGAAUACAUUUGUGAUGUAUCUCUGUGAACAGCUGGACAUUCAUGUCUUUGGUGGCAAUGCUACCACAAGCCUGCUUGCAGCACUUUACAGUUUUAUCUGUAGUAUUGUGGCAGUAGCAUUGUUGUAUGGACUGUGCUAUGGUGCCCUGAAGGAUUCCUGGGAUGGGCAGCAUAUUCCAGUUCUCUUCUCCAUAUUUUGUGGUUUGUUAGUGGCAAUAUCCUAUCAUCUCAGCAGACAAAGCAGUGACCCUUCUGUACUUUUCUCUUUAGUGCAAUCAAAAUUUUUUCCUAAUUCUGAAGACAAAAACCCUGAGGAUCCUCUGUCUGAAGUAAAAGAUCCUUUACCUGAGAAGCUUAGAAAUUCUGUGAGUGAACGAUUGCAGUCUGACCUGAUUGUGUGUAUAGUCAUUGGUGUCCUCUAUUUUGCAAUUCAUGUCAGUACAGUAUUUACAGUUUUACAGCCUAUUUUAAGUUAUGUUCUCUAUGCAUUGGUGGGUACGGUAGGCUUUGUGACCCAUUAUGUUCUGCCUCAACUCCGAAAGCAGCUGCCUUGGCAUUGCUUUUCUCACCCACUGUUGAAAACCAAGGAAUACCAUCAGUUUGAAGUCCGGAAUGCUGCACAUGUUAUGUGGUUUGAGAAACUUCAUAUUUGGCUCCUUUUUGUAGAGAAGAAUGUUAUCUAUCCACUGAUAGUCCUCAAUGAGCUUAGUAGCAGCGCUAAGAAUAUUGCUAGUCCAAAGAAACUGGAUACUGAGUUGGGUGCUUUAAUGAUCACAAUAGCUGGCUUGAAGUUACUGCGUUCAUCAUUCAGUAGCCCAACAUGCCAGUAUGUCACUGUUAUUUUCACAGUGCUCUUCUUUACUUUUGAUUACAAAAGUUUUACUGAGACCAUGCUGCUAGAUCUCUUCUUCAUGUCCAUACUCUUCAGCAAGCUUUGGGAACUCUUUUAUAAGUUGAGAUUUGUAUAUACCUACAUUGCACCCUGGCAGAUCACAUGGGGGUCUGCCUUCCAUGCUUUUGCCCAGCCCUUUGCUGUGCCACAUUCUGCCAUGUUGUUUGUCCAAGCAGCUGUGUCAGCUUUCUUCUCUACUCCACUGAAUCCUUUUCUGGGAAGUGCAAUAUUCAUCACUUCAUAUGCCAGGCCUGUCAAAUUCUGGGAAAGAGACUACAACACAAAACGUGUGGAUCAUUCAAAUACUAGACUGGCUUCACAGCUGGAUCGGAAUCCAGGUUCAGAUGAUAACAACCUGAAUUCUAUCUUCUAUGAGCAUUUAACCCGAUCCCUUCAGCACAGCUUAUGUGGAGACUUGUUACUGGGUCGCUGGGGAAACUACAGUACUGGGGACUGCUUCAUCCUAGCCUCUGACUACCUCAAUGCACUAGUACACCUUAUAGAGAUAGGAAACGGCUUGGUCACCUUCCAGCUGAGGGGGCUUGAAUUCAGAGGAACUUACUGUCAGCAACGAGAAGUAGAGGCCAUCACUGAAGGUGUGGAGGAAGAUGAAGGUUUUUGUUGCUGUGAACCAGGCCACCUCCCUCACAUGCUUUCCUUUAAUGCUGCCUUUGGGCAGCGUUGGCUGGCUUGGGAAGUGCUUGUAACAAAGUAUGUUCUGGAGGGUUACAGCAUCACUGACAACAGCGCAGCUUCCAUGCUUCAAGUCUUUGAUCUCCGGAAAAUCCUCACCACUUACUACGUGAAGGGAAUCAUCUAUUAUGUCACAACAUCCCCCAAGCUGGAGGAGUGGUUGGCUAACGAGACAAUGCAGGAGGGACUGCGGCUGUGCACAGACCGCAAUUACGUGGAUGUCGACCCAACGUUUAACCCCAAUAUCGAUGAGGAUUAUGACCACCGUCUGGCAGGGAUCUCACGAGAGAGCUUCUGUAUGAUAUAUUUGAACUGGAUAGAAUACUGCUGCUCUCGAAGAGAAAAGCCACUGGAUUCAAGUAAAGAUUCGCCCCUAGUGACAUUGUGUUAUGGACUCUGUGUUCUGGGCCGGAGAGCAUUGGGAACAGCUUCACAUCAUAUGUCGAGUAACCUGGAAUCCUUCUUGUACGGUCUGCAUGCCCUAUUUAAGGGUGACUUCCGUAUAUCUUCAAUUAGAGAUGAAUGGAUCUUUGCUGACAUGGAAUUGCUGAGGAAAGUAGUGGUUCCUGGAAUACGGAUGUCGCUGAAGCUACACCAAGAUCACUUCACUUCUCCAGAUGAAUAUGAUGAUCCUUCUGUCCUUUAUGAAGCUAUAACAACCCAUGAAGAAAAUCUAGUGAUAGCUCAUGAAGGGGACCCUGCUUGGCGGAGCGCAGUUCUUUCCAACUCUCCGUCCCUCCUUGCUCUGCGUCACGUGAUGGAUGAUGGCACCAACGAGUACAAAAUCAUUAUGCUCAAUAAGCGCUAUCUCAGCUUCAGGGUCAUUAAGGUCAAUAAGGAGUGUGUGCGUGGCCUGUGGGCAGGACAACAGCAGGAGCUUGUCUUCCUGCGUAAUCGUAAUCCAGAAAGAGGAAGUAUCCAAAAUGCUAAACAAGCUCUGAGGAACAUGAUCAACUCCUCUUGUGACCAGCCAAUUGGAUACCCAAUCUAUGUCUCACCUUUGACUACUUCCUAUUCAGAUAGUCAUGAACAGCUAAAGGACAUUCUUGGGGGAGCCAUCAGCUUAGGAAACAUCAGAAACUUCAUAGUGUCUACAUGGCACAGACUAAGGAAAGGCUGUGGAGCUGGCUGCAAUAGUGGUGGAAAUAUUGAAGAUUCAGAUGCUGGAGGUGGAACUUCUUGCACAAGUAACAAUGCAACUAUCAAUGAGUCACAGAGCAGCAUGUCACAAGGAGGAGGGAAUGCACCUACAGGGCAGGGACCUGGAGCAGUACAGCACCCUCCUGUUGCAGCUCAUCCCACAACUUUUCCUGCAGCUCAUCCACCAACUCAUCCCUCCACUCUGGGCACCAGUCACAGCUCUCACUCUGUGCAGUCCAGCCUUGUCAGACAUUCCCCUGCCCGUGCCUCAGUAGCUAGCCAUUCAUCCUAUUGCUACGGCAGCCGUCACUCAUCUCUCCGCACAUCCACGACAGGCUUCGUGCCUUGCCGGCGCUCUUCCACCAGCCAGAUCUCCCUCCGGAACCUCCCCUCGUCCAUCCAGUCCCGCCUGUCCAUGGUGAACCAGAUGGAACCCACUGGCCAGACUGGGGUCAGCGUGCAGCACGGACUGCCCUCUUCCAGCAGCUCCAGCCAAAGCAUCCCAGCCUGCAAGCAGCAUGCCCUCGUGGGCUUUCUAGGGACUGAAGGAGGGAGCAAUGCAGCUGAAACUCAGUCAGGUGGCAGUGCAAGCCCUGCAAAUCAAAUGCAAGCCAAAAAGGAUGACGUUAUUUACAGAAUCCAGUUAAUGGAUCCCAGUCAAGUACUGGAAGGGAUCAACGUGUCAAAAAGGAAAGAGCUGCAGUGGCCGGAUGAGGUGAUACGGCUAAAAGCUGGAAGAAACAGCUGGAAAGACUGGAGUCCUCAGGAAGGCAUGGAAGGCCAUGUGAUUCACCGCUGGGUGCCUUGCAGCAGAGAUCCAAGUAGUCGGUCACAUAUAGAUAAAACAAUCCUGCUGGUUCAAAUUGAAGAUAAAUAUGUUGCUGUUGUUGAAACUGGAGUCCUUGAACUUGGGGCUGAAGUGUAACUCUCUUUGAGACUGAAACUUCCCCUUCUCCAAUGGUUCAGAAGAGAGAAGGGUCCAGAAGAAGCAGCUCCCAGGACAUGAAACUUUGGUCCGGUUUUAGGAAAGGACUUGAAACACAGAUUUGUCUAAGUCCCUUUCCCCCAAAUAAACAAGUGUAAGAAAUUUUUUAAGUUGUUAGCUGCUGAAGAAACACUUGCAUGAAGGAUAGAUUUGUUGAGACAUAUCUUUUGUUUAUAAAUUUUGUUAUGCAUUGCGUAAUGCUUUAAAUCAACAAACUUUUCGGUUCUAAGAUCAGAGCACCUCAUAUUUUUCUAAUUGUUUUGCCAAAAAUUGCCAUGUCUUGUCACAGAGUGCGUGGAAUUCAUCCACCUUAUUUUAAUGAAAUUGACUACAAACCUUCAGUUUGGUGAAACAGUGUAAGGGUUUCAGGUGUGGCAAGAAGAGACUGAACAGAUGUAUAGAUUCUUAUUCCUUAUGAGCUAAACAUUAAUGAGAACUGCACUAAUUUUUUUACAGCAAUGCACUAAAAACAACCCUGAGAUUGCUGAGAACAUUUAUUUAUAUAUAUAAAUAUAAGUAUAUAAAAUACCAUUAUUUAAAUUGCCUUUGGGAUUAAUCCCCUCCCUCUCCAUAUACAUGUUGAUGGUAAGGGCUGUGCCAUGGGUUUGGUUCUAUGUUCUGUAUUUCGUACAAGUGCAUUUGCUGCAUCCUCUUCACAAUAAAUGGUAAAAUAACAAAUGUGUAGAAAAGCACCUGAGUAUCCCUGUACUACAUGAGACUUUACUGUGGUGGCAGUGGUACCUCAAGCCUGUACAACACGUCUAGCUUUAAAGUGGGCCUCAAUCUGACUUUCUAUCUGUCUUCCCUUCACUAGCCAUGGGUCCUUUGCUUCUUUACACCCAGAGCUGGCUGUGUUGUUUCAUUGGCUCUAUACGGCAAACACGGUGGUUUUAGUUUUGUAGUGGGAGGUGCAGGUCCAUGAUUACUUAAUGGAUGCUUGAAGGUUUUUUUUAAUUCUAUCCAAUUUUAAAAGAAAAAACAGCAACAACUCCCCAGACAAAACAAGAAAAUAAUCCAACAAAACUUGACUUCUGCUUUUAAUGAUCUUUUAUAGAAGGCACAGCCCUAAACUUGUAUCACUUUUACCACCUUGCCUUUUCUUUCCCUUUAGUCUUCAUUCUUUUCUAUGACUUGAAUUUUAUUUUCUGUGAUUAUAUAUUCUAUGUAAGUGUAAUUUGAGUAUUUAUAACUGUGAAGUUGAAUUAUUCAUGUGUUACAUAUCCUAGGUUUUAUUGUAUUUUUUUAAAAGUGUGUAUUCAGGGAAACAAGUAACUCAGAACUAUCAUGGGAGUGUGAGAGGGAAACUGGUUUGGUUUUGACUUGCAGUUCCUAUGACUCACUUUUCUUAAUCCGUAAGAAAGAAUUGUACCUGUUGUGAUUGUUUCCUGUUCUGACCUGUAAUUAUAUAGGACUCUGUGGGGAAUUUGCGUCCAGUUCUAGCUUUUGGGAGCAGCCAUCUUCUUCCCAGUCACCUUCCACUUCUUUGUAUGUGUUGUAACUAGGAGAGACUUAUGAUAUACCACAGAGGUUAUUAUAAUUAAUUCUCUGACAUCAGAGAAACAUUGUCCAUUAUGUACCUAAUGUAAGAGUGAAAUUACAUGGGAUAAGAAAAAAGGAAGAAACAGCUACCUAAGAAACACUGGUAUUCCAGUUCAAGUCACUGUAUUCCAUCUAGCCAUGAAAGAGUCAGUGCCUGGUAGCUACUCAAUUCCAGUUACUGUUCCCAGUGAGCGAUACUGAGACCUUGCUUGCAUAAUAGACUAUGCAAACUUGUCCUCAAAAUGCUGUGCAUCUAAAAGUUGUAUAUUACUAUUCACUUUGUUUGUACACAGUCCCAUUUAAUCAUGGUAUAAAUGCACAGAUCUCCCACCCUUGAAACUAUGUGGAACAGCAAAAUUAUUUAUCAUAUGUAUCACAUUAUAGAGUAGUUGAAUUAAUCUCCUGCAUAUGUGAAAAUGUAGUAUAGUAGAUGAAAUUUCUGUAGCUGUCUGGAAAUGCUGCUAUCAGGAAUGAAAAAAACGUGUAAGUUUUUAAUUGAAGGCCUUUUAGUUGAGCUUUUAUUCUAUCCUUCCUUACAGGUAAAUACCCCUUUAAUUAAUUAACCUUCCAGGUUUUCUGUAUUGCUUGGAAAAUUGCUUCAUUUAAAAGGGAGAAGCUUGUUUGAAAAUAAGCCCCUAUUUGACAUUAGCUGUACAGGGUUGGUCUUUUUUUUUUUACCCUUGGACUGAAGCCUUGAGGUAAAGAAAUGAUGGAAAACCCAAAUAUAUAUAGCUUAGGUUUUUUGCCCUUCUUUUUUUGUUUGUUUUGUUUUGUUUUUUGUUUGAUUUUGGUUUUGGGAUUUUUGGGGUUUUGUUUGUUUUGUUAUGUUUUGGGUUUUUUGGGUGCUUUUUUUGUGGGGUUUUUUGUGUGUGUGUGUGUGUUUGUUUCUUUGUGGGGUUUUUUUUGUUUUGUUUAAAGCUGACUGAAACAACUUUCAGUAUGUUAACCCUGACUGAACAAUUUCUCACUCUCUUUGGGGCGAGGUAGGACAAUGUCCAUUGCUGGUAAAAAACAUGAUAGAAAUUAAUGGCUUCUUGAUGUGGAAAUUUUAGUGCAUAUAUGUAUCUGCCUGGAAUUAGAUUGGAAAACAGCAGAUAGGGGAAGAGAGAGAGACUUUUUUUAGGACAAAGAAAACAGAUGAAUAUUUCUAUUUUUUAUAAAAUGUAAGGCUUUUGAUGUGCUGCCUUCAGGAGAUGGAUUUUAAUGUGGACAGCUAAGAGGUUAACACUUCUUUCAGGUACUCUGCUAACAUCUGUUGUGAAGCCAUUCACACAGUGCUUAUACCUAUUCCAGAUCUUCUCAAUGGAAGCCACCUAGUUGAAAUUUCACUCUUCCAUAAGGCUUUGAAAAAUUAACUCUUUCAAGUUUCUCCUGAACUUGUUAAGAUUCAUAUGAUUGUAUGUUGGCUUGUACAGAGUUUCUCUUUGGUUUCCAGGGUGCAAGUGACAAAAAAUGUUUUUCUUCUAACUCAGAAUCACACAGAAUUAACUUAGGUUGAAAAAGACCUUGGAGAUCAUAGAGUCCAACCUAUGACUGAACACCACUUUGUCAGCUACUAGACCAUGGUACGAAGUGCCACAUCCAGUCUUUUCUUGAAUACCUCCAGGGAUGGUGACUCCACCACCUCCCUGGGCAGCCCAUUCCAAUGCCCAGUCACCAUUUAUGUGAAGAAUUUUUUCCUAAUGUCCAGCCUAAACUUCCCAUGGCACAGCUUAAGACUGGGUCCUCUUGUCCUGGCACUACCUGGGAGAAGAGACCAAUCCCCACCUGGCUACACCCUCCUUUCAGGGAGUUGUGGAGAGUGAUAAAGUCUCCCCGAGCCUCCUCUUUUCUGAACAACCCCAGCUCCCUCAGCCUCCUCCUAGGAUUUGUGCUCCAGACCCUUCACCAGCCUUGUUGCCCUUGUCUGGACAAAUUUGAACAUCUCAGUGUCCUUCCUGAAUGAGGGGUUCCAAAAUGGGACACAGCACUCAAGGUGGGGCUUCCCCAGUGCUGAGUACAGGGGGAGAACCACUGCCCUGGUCCUACUGGCCACACAGGCCAGGGUGCCACUGGCCUCUUGGUCAUGUGAGCACAUGUCCCCCCAGGGUAGACCUGUCUGUGGAAACCUCUGUUCUAGAUGGAAAUUAUUUUCUUUUGCUUUAUUUUCUUGGCCUUUGUCUUGAUGCGUAAUAUUUUUCUGCUGUUGUAAGGGUGGAAAAGAUGAGUAUUUUCAAAUUAGUUGUCAGUCCAAAUUGAACCUUACCAUAGAGCAGCAUUUUUUAGCUCUUUCUAGACUUUUUCCUUACAGAUGUUUGCUUUUACUCUGUCCCCUUGCAUUGUGAUGUUCUCUUGCCAUAAGAACAUUCCGGUUAAGUCCUACUGUUGUAGCUUCCAGGUAGAUCCCAAUCUAUUUUUUCUCUCAGAUUUCUUUGGAGGUGGUAUCUGUGUGUACAUCUGUAAGGACUUUUCCCUAAGACAAUUGCAGAAAAGAGCUUGAAAACCCCAUGAAUCAGAUAAUGUUCAUUUGUAAAAAUGGCUAUUACAUGAUGUUUUAAAAUCUUUUCCCAUUUCAUUUCUCUGUGAAAUCUUUUGAAUUGUUCCAAUUUAAAAACCCAAAAACCUAGAACUGUGUAUGUGACACCACUGAUGACACCUAGACUUUUGUUCUACUUGCAGUGGAUAGUACUAGUGCUGGAUUUUGGGGAUCUCUCUCAUGAUCCAGCAUGUGUGAAAUGGUUUCAGAGUUUGGGGAAGAUGAUGGUGAUGGUUAUUUCUUAAGGUAAUUCCAUGUAGGCUGAAUGGUCCUACAGCCACUUUGCCUGGGACAUCUGGCAUGUUUGAGUGGUGAUGUCAGUUCUCCAGUCAAGAGUGUAGUUAUCACCAGUUAUCAUCCCAUGGCCAAAAUGCCUUUGGGAACUGAAGAACUCUUUGAGAAGCCUGGAUGACUGGUGAGAUGACAGAUGAAGACUUGUGGCACAGGUCCAUAAAGCUUUGUCUGGAUUUGGGCAAGGGGGGCAAGAGAUGCCUUAUGAUUGAUUCAGCUUUCUCUGAUAAUGCACACACCACCAUGCAAUCUAGGAGCAUCUAUAACAAAGACACUGCUUUAAAGACCUUUCUCAAUUACAGAACUCUCCAUUUACGAAAUGGAGCUGGAUAAAUUGUAUUUCUUACCAUUAACAAUAUUAUUCAACUUAUAUUGGAUUUGGGGUUUUACCACCACAGGUUUUAUGUACUUAAUUUUAUUAAGGAAUUUUAUACCUAUUAUAUAGGCAUCUAUUCUUUUCUUGUCUGGCUUGCUAUUUGAUAUUCUGAUGCAGUACAUUCAGUGGCACUGGACUCUUUCAGAAAUUAUACUGGUAAUUCCUGGUGCCUUAGUAAAAAAGUGGGUACAUAACACCUUGGUGGAAGGUAAAGCAUGUGACUUGUUUCACCCCAGCAUGAUAUGCAUAGUUCUAAAAAGGUGAUUAAGAUGGCUGCCCCAAAAGAUUUUGGGAGUAUACCUGCAUCACUUGGUCAUGAACAUUUGAAUAUGAGCAAUUUUUAUGACUUCUGGUAUGUUUUGAAUAGAUAAGCCCAGUACACUUAAGCCACAACUUUGAAAGAUGGCAAUCAAAUAGCUGAGUAUGUAACGUCUUACACAGAUGCCCCUGAAAGCUGGACAGUAGCUGCUGGUUAGGGAAUGGAGAGGGGAGUAGAGCAUAAACAAGAGGAUUGCUUUGGUUUUUAAUGGACAAUGAAAAUACAUACUGCCUCUACCAGCAAAUGGUUACCUUGCCAGGGAUAGGGAUAUACGUACCUGCGUGUCUGUGAGUGUGUAUGUGUCUGCGUGUGUUAUUGGAAACAGCCUGUAAAUAUUGUAGCUGUUUAAAAUGGAAAAGGCAGAGAGUUUUUUUGCAACAUGUUGCAGCAAAAGGACAGUAUUGACAGUGGAGAAACACUGAGAAAUAAAAAAAAAACUUUUU
Molecule: messenger RNA, 12748 nt
Organism: Prinia subflava (tawny-flanked prinia)
Lineage: Eukaryota; Metazoa; Chordata; Aves; Passeriformes; Cisticolidae
Gene: PCNX1
Product: pecanex 1
Exons: 36
Coding region: 156-7205 (2349 amino acids)
Cellular component (GO): membrane
Source: RefSeq, a predicted model, not a curated record